AUGCCUAACUUCCUCUUUCCCACUGGUCGUUCGUAUCAGACCACGGACAGCCGCUCUCUUCCUCCGGCCAACUGUUCCCGCCAAUAUUCGCUGGAAGAGAGACAAUCUGACCGUUUUCCCGGUCUUCCUUGGCGGCGUCUUCGACCCUCGAGUCCAGUCCGUUCCUAUCAUCUUGCGAUGCCUCGUCGACCUACGAAUCCUUUCACCAACAACUCCUCCUCUACGAAUCCGCCAUCCCAUUCCUUCUCUCCCUCCUCCGAAAAGAGCGGAAUUCCCGCCAAGGCUUCGACUUCCAAGUCAAACCGCCUGAGCCAACUCUUCUCGACCUCGCCCAAGUCCAAGGCUGAGACCUCGUCCGCACAAGCCGCCCUUCGCGCCGCCAGCGGGACGACUCCGCCCCCGAGUAGUUCGACUCCGCCGAUCAGCUCGGCCUCCCUGUCCCUACCGACCAUUUCACUGUCCACGGCUACCGCCGAUAAUUCCAACAUGGAGGAGCAGCCUACCACGCUCUAUCAGCCUCCAUCGCCCGAGGAGGCUCGGCGCCUGGCGAAGCAGCACGCCCAGUUUGCUCCGAUCAGUCACCCCAGUCAUCGAUACACCAGUCGACACCCUGGCGGGCCUUUCCCGGACCCCGUCAUGGACGAGCCCCCUUAUUAUUACCUUUUGACGACCUAUAUCAGCUAUCUCAUUUUAAUUGCGUUUGGUCACGUCCGUGACUUCUUCGGGAAGCGAUUCAAGGAAGAGAAUUACCGACACUUGAAGCCGCGCAACGGCUAUGGCGCGCUGAACAGCGACUUCGAUAACUUCUACGUCCGUCGUCUGAAGCUGCGGAUCAACGACUGUUUCGAACGUCCCGUGACGGGGGUCCCAGGACGGUACAUCACCUUGAUCGACCGUGCCACUGAUGACUACAACCGGCAUUUUUACUUUACGGGGACGACUACGGACACGCUCAACAUGAGCUCGUACAACUAUCUAGGCUUCGCCCAGUCCGAAGGCCCCUGUGCGGAUGCCGUCGAGGAGUCCAUCCGGAAAUAUGGAAUCAGCGCGGUCAGCACCCGGGCCGAGGUGGGAACUACGGAGCUGCAUCUCGAAGUCGAGGAGCUUAUCGCCAAGUUCGUGGGCAAGGAGGCAGCUAUGGUCUUCUCCAUGGGAUUCGGUACUAACGCCACCAUCUUCCCGGCAUUAGUCGGCAAAGGAUGCUUGGUCAUCUCCGAUGAGCUCAACCAUGCUUCGAUCCGUUUUGGUGCGCGGGUGUCCGGGGCAUCUAUCACGAUGUUCAAGCACAAUGACAUGAAGUCGUUGGAAGAGAAACUCCGUGAAGCCAUCUCACAGGGCCAACCACGGACACAUCGGCCGUGGAAAAAGAUCCUGGUUGUUGUUGAGGGCUUGUACUCCAUGGAAGGCUCCAUGUGUAAUCUUCCCGGUCUCAUUGCCCUGAAGAAGAGGUACAAGUUCUAUCUUUUCAUUGACGAGGCACACUCCAUCGGCGCGGUCGGCCCUCGAGGAAGAGGCGUCUGUGACUACUUUGGCAUCGAUACGUCAGAGGUGGACAUCCUGAUGGGGACCCUGACCAAAUCAUUCGGUGCCAAUGGCGGAUAUGUUGCGGCCGACAAGGCGAUGAUUGACACCCUCCGCGCUACCAACGCGGGUGUGAUUUUCGGAGAAGCUCCAACGCCUCCUAUUCUCACCCAGAUUAUGACCUCGCUUCGUAUCAUUACCGGAGAGCUUUGCCCUGGGCAGGGAGAGGAGCGAUUGCAACGACUCGCGUUCAACUCUCGAUACCUCCGUCUUGGGUUGAAGCGUCUUGGUUUCAUCGUCUACGGACACGAUGAUUCGCCCAUUAUUCCCCUUCUUCUCUUCAACCCGGCCAAGAUGCCAGCCUUUUCGCACGAAAUGUUGAAACGCAAGAUCUCGGUUGUCAUUGUGGGUUAUCCAGCCACGCCUCUGGUCUCGUCUCGGGCUCGUUUCUGUGUGUCGGCUGCCCACAACAAGGAGGAUCUGGACCGCUUGCUUACGGCAUGUGACGAGAUCGGCAACGUUUUGCAACUGAAAUUCUCGACCGGUAUCGCCGGUGGUGCUCUCCCGCCGCCGGAAGGUAUGACGCCGGAGAUGGAAAAGGAGUGGCAUCGACAACAGCGGGCGGGCAACGGCAAGAUCAACCCGCCCCGAUGGCGGCUCGAAGAUGUUAUCCGACGGGGUGCCCAAGACGUGAAGAGGCCGUUGAUAUAA
Messenger RNA from Rasamsonia emersonii CBS 393.64, 2232 nucleotides. Its product is annotated as Serine C-palmitoyltransferase. Gene Ontology annotation, cellular component: serine palmitoyltransferase complex. Gene Ontology annotation, molecular function: pyridoxal phosphate binding; serine C-palmitoyltransferase activity. Lineage: Eukaryota; Fungi; Ascomycota; Eurotiomycetes; Eurotiales; Trichocomaceae. The record is from RefSeq and is a predicted model, not a curated record. Bases 1 to 2232 code for a protein of 743 amino acids. Gene Ontology annotation, biological process: sphingosine biosynthetic process; ceramide biosynthetic process. The transcript has 2 exons.